Messenger RNA from Myotis daubentonii (Daubenton's bat), 4826 nucleotides. RefSeq names its product G protein nucleolar 3 like (gene GNL3L). Gene Ontology annotation, molecular function: GTP binding. Gene Ontology annotation, cellular component: nucleolus. The record is from RefSeq and is a predicted model, not a curated record. NCBI's taxonomy places the organism in Eukaryota, Metazoa, Chordata, Mammalia, Chiroptera, Vespertilionidae.
CAAUCUGAAGCUCCGCCCCUCGCAGCGCGCGGCGGGCGGGGCUGGAGGCGGGAGCCUGGGAACCGGAAGUCGGAACCCAGCGGCGCGAGCGCAGCCUCUGGGCCAACUGCGUUGUCUUUCCAGCCUCUCCUCUCAGCUCCCCGCCGGAAGUGGAGGAAGAAAGCCUGCAGAUUUGAACCUAUCUCCUAAGCUGCUCAUCAUGAUGAAACUUAGACACAAAAAUAAGAAACCAGGUAAAGGUUCCAAAGGCUGCAAGAAGAGUGGGAAGAAAGCAGCCUUCAAGCUGGUCUCCACCCCCCAGUUGGUUCACUCCAAUGAUCAUACCAACCGGGAGGCUGAAUUAAAGAAGAAGAGGAUUGAGGAGAUGAGGGAGAAGCAGCAGGCUGCCAGGGAGCAAGAGAGACACAGACGCAGAACCAUGGAGAGCUACUGUCAGGAUGUCCUGCGACGCCAGGAGGAGUUUGAGUCCAAGGAGGAAGCUUUACAGGAAUUAAAUAUGUUUCCUCAGCUGGAUGAUGAGGCCACAAGAAAGGCCUAUUACAAGGAGUUCCGUAAGGUAGUGGAAUACUCUGAUGUGAUUCUGGAAGUUCUGGACGCCAGGGACCCGUUGGGCUGCCGCUGCUUCCAGAUGGAGGAGACUGUCCUGCGGGCAGAGGGCAACAAGAAGCUGGUCCUGGUCUUGAACAAGAUUGACCUGGUCCCCAAGGACAUUGUAGAAAAGUGGCUGGAUUACCUUCGGAAUGAGCUGCCAACUGUGGCUUUCAAGGCCAGCACCCAGCAUCAGGUCAAAAACCUGAACCGCUGCAGUGUGCCCGUGGAGCAGGCCUCCGAGUCACUGCUGAAGAGCAAAGCCUGCUUUGGAGCUGAAAACCUCAUGAGGGUUCUGGGGAACUAUUGCCGCCUCGGUGAAGUGCGCACCCAUAUCCGUGUGGGUGUUGUGGGCCUUCCUAAUGUUGGGAAGAGCAGCCUGAUCAACAGUCUGAAACGCAGCCGUGCUUGCAGUGUGGGAGCUGUUCCUGGGAUCACCAAGUUCAUGCAGGAGGUCCACCUGGACAAGUUUAUCAGGCUGCUGGAUGCCCCAGGCAUUGUCCCAGGCCCCAACUCGGAGGUGGGCACCAUCCUGCGCAAUUGCAUCCACGUGCAGAAGCUGGCGGACCCCGUGACCCCGGUGGAGACCAUCCUGCAACGCUGUAACCUGGAGGAGAUUUCCAACUAUUACGGCGUCUCUGGCUUCCAGACCACUGAGCACUUUCUGAUGGCGGUGGCCCAGCGAUUGGGUAAAAAGAAGAAGGGAGGCAUCUAUAAUCAGGAGGAGGCAGCCAAAGCAGUCCUGUCUGACUGGGUGAGUGGGAAGAUCAGCUUCUACACACUUCCACCCGCCACGCACACUCUGCCCACCCAUCUUAGCGCUGAGAUUGUUAAGGAGAUGACCGAAGUCUUUGACAUUGAGGACACCGAGCAGGCCAAUGAAGACACCAUGGAAUGCUUGGCCAAUGGAGAAUCUGAUCAGCUCUUGGGUGACAUCGAUUCGCUUCAAACAGAGAUCAAAUGGCUCCAUUCUCCAGUGAUGAAAAUAGUAGAUGCCUUGGAAAAUAAAACCACCGUGUAUAAGAAUGGAGAGUUCACUGAGUAUUGCAUGAAUUCGAAUGGUCAUCAGAAGGAGUGGGCUAAGCGCAAUGCGGACUCCUAUCCCAGGAACAUCUGCCCAGUGGACCGCCGCCCGAUGGUACAGAAGAUCAUGGAGACAGACCCCCUGCAGCAGGGCCAGGCUCUGGCAUGUGCUUUGAAGAAUAAGAAGAAGAUGCAGAAGCGUACAGAUAAACUCGCCAGUAAGCUGUCCGAUUCCAUGAUGUCUGCCCUCGACCUCUCUGGCAACACUGAUGACAGUGCUGGUGACUGAUCGGCUGAUCUCACCCCCUCCACUCUCCAAGUACUGGUUCCAGUGGGAUGGGGGAUACAGAUGAAAUAAAAUGGUUUGCUUCUCCUUGAAGCACACACACAUGAAAAGAAUCCCUCCACCAUACCUCCCCCACAUUGUUCCCUUCAUUCUCCAGGGAAUAAAAAGGGUCCCAAGUGGCUGGAACUGACCAGCCCAAUGCCUUUUAUUUAACCCCCAUCAUAUUUGACAAGAGACAUAAAUUAUCAUAACAUCUGAUGCUAACAGUUUAUCCCCCACCCUAUAGGUUGGGCUGCUUGAGGAUAGAGGGGGACCAACCCCUCACCAAAUUCUCUUGGACAGCUAAGCAUGCAACUAGAGGCUAGGCUGCUGGUAGACCUGGUGGUCCCUGGAGGGUGAUGAUUUCUUUACCAGUCCACAACAGAGCUUGGCUGCAGGACAUUUCCCACAUGGGCUGCAGACCACGCAUCUUUCACCCAAAUGCACAGCUCUUCACCUGGGUUGCACUGGGAGUAGAGUGAACAGCGAUGAGCCUUGUGUGUCUGGAAGGCUCUGGGGAUAGGACAGGAAGGAGACAACACACAAGCCUGGCUAGUGCUGAAGUGUAAGUGCCACCUUGUUCACACAAAGGGAAAACAAGGCACCAAUUGGGGGGGCUGUUAGGUGUGUUAGGGGCAAACCUCACCGUAGGGCAUAUUUGGGCAGACUGAGUUGGAGGAAUCCUUUGGACUGAAGCAUUCUUGGGGGGGGGGGGCGCCCUUCCUUGUAUGACCAUGGCUCACCCAGCACCAGCAUUUGAAUUUGUGAUUCAAAAGGGUUCUAGUACCAUUUAUUCACAGGCUGCAUCCUCAAGACAGGUGUCAAUUGGGGGUACACCAUCCAACUCCUUUUCUGGUGUCCAAAGUCAUUAUAUCCCAUUAAAAUAUAAUAAGCCACCUCCUUUGGGGACAGACAAGGACAGAGAAGCCCAGUUAGUGUCAGGGGCCCUUGCAAAGGGACUGGGUGGAUGAUGGCAGCAGAAACACCAUCUUUACUCCAUGUGUUGGGUUAAGCACAUGACUUCAGUUCCUAGCCAUCUACCUGAGACUAGACACAUUUGAAGGGAGUGGGCAUUAGAUUGCUUCAGUCUUUGCCCCUCCCCCCCACCUCAAACUUCCAUACCAUCUCUGGACCCAGAGCCAUAUCUUAGCCUUGCCUCUCAUGUUGUCACCCCAAAAUUUACCUCUUCAAAUCCUAGUAACCAUAGGAAGGAUUGGCGAGCCCUUGGCUGCAGGCUGAUUAAUAGGGAAGCGCGGGCCGCUCCCAAGUCCUGGAGCAGCCAGGGCAGAGAAUUAUGUACUGCUUGAGCACAAACCCCCAAACCCUGGAAACCUGUUCACCUCCAUCAACCCUCAGUACCACUCUGCCAGGAAGGGAUUAGUCUCCCCGUGUAGGAAAAAUAAACAGUCUCAUGUAGUUGUCAGGACACCCAUGACAUUAAGUAGUAGUGCCAUUGGAACCCAGGUGUGAUAACCUGCAGCAGGCCACGUUCUCUACAUUGUUCUGCCUCCUCAGCAUCCAUUAAGCACCUGCUGUGUGCCAGCCUUUGAUAUCAACCCUUUAAAUAUAUUCUAUCUUUUUUGGUUUUAAAAAAAUAGGGCCCUUCUAUCGUUUCACUGAGUCUUGGAUGAGGUACAGCUUAUUUCACACUGUCAUCUCCUGGUAGAUGUAUGUUACAAUGAAAAAUUGGGGUGUCAGGACAGCUAAGGCCAUUUUACAACUAUAUGGCAUUUCAUAAUUUAGCAUUUAAAAUAUUUUCUAGUACUCCUAGGAGAUGCUGGUUACUAAGUACUAGAAAUAGGCGGUAUCUUGAUUAAGAAACAGCAUGGGAACAGAAAUUGGCCAAAAUCAGACAGAAGAACUAUAGUCAUUGUCGAGGUAAGAAUAUGGGACUCCUGAUUCUCUACAGCAUAUCAAGUUUUUUAAAAAAAACCCAUUUCUUGAGUUCCCCCUUUACCUUUAGAAUAUAUAUAAUUUACAUUCAAUAAGUGAAUUGCCAAUAUAAAAAUAGUCACGGGGAUGUAAAGUACAGCACAGGGAAUAGACUCAAUAAUAUUGUGAUUAACUUAUGUAUGGUGUCAGAUGGGUAUGAGGUUUAUAAGGGUAAUCACUUCUUAAGUUAUAUAAAUGUCUAAUCAUGGUGUUAUACACCUGAAACUAAUCUAGUAUUAUAUGUCAACUGUAAUAGAAAAACAAAAUUUAAAGAUAUUUAGAAGUUUACUCUUUAUAACUUCUGUGAGUUUGAACAAUAUACACAGUAGUGAACUAGCAUCACAAUUGAGAUACGCAAUAGUUAACAUCGCCCCCCAAAUUUUCAGGCCCCUUUGUAGUCAACCCCCACUCUCACCCUCAGAUCCUGGGAACCACUGAUUGUUUUCUGUCCCUAUAGUUUUGCUUUAGCAUGAAUGUCACGCAAAAAGAAUCAUACGGCAUGUAGGCUGAUUUUAUCUAUAGGUUUUACAUUUUAAAAAAUUUUACAUAGAAUAAAAUUUGCUCUGGUGUACAGGUCUAUAGGUUUUGACAAAUGCAUAUAAUUAUGGAACCAACACAAGGUAUAGAACAGUUCUCUUACCCUCUGAUCACCGCCAAAUUCAUUCCUGCUGCUUUAUAGUAAAAGCCUCCCUACCCCUGACUCCUGGCAGCCCUGAUUUGUUCUUUGUCCUUAUAGUUUUGUCUUGUAGAGAAUGUCAUGUAAGUGGAAUUUUACCAUCUAUAGCCUUCUGAUACUGACUUUUUUCACUAAGCAUAAUACAUUUGAGGUUCAUCAUGUUUCUGAGUUGUACUUUAUUGUAUGGAUGUAACACUGUUUGUAUAUCCAUUUCUCAGUGGAAGUCACAUUGGAUUGCUUCCAGUUUUGAAUGAUUACAAAUAAAGCUGCUACAAACAUCUG